UACUGAGUACUGACUACUGACUACCAUUCUGCAGUCUGCAGUCUGCCGUCGAUGUCCGAUGAUCAUUCUUUAAACAAAAUAUUAUUUUCAUUGUUGUUUUUUCUGUUUAUACCGUAGGAAGUAGAAUUUUUUUCGGCUUUAGUUUAACUCCACGGUCUUCCUGCGUUAAAUAAAUUUCUGGCUAAUUAAAAUAUAGGCAACAUGCAAAGUGCUUCAGACAUUCUAUCGUCAUUGUUAUGGUUUAAAGAAAAUACUUAUACAGACGAUGAAAAUGAUGUACAAAUAAUAGAGCAAUUUGUACAAAAUGUUGAAGAUUUUAGCUCGCAAUACGGCAGUGAAAUCAGUGUUUCAUAUACAGCAUUUAAUCUUCGUGGACCACCUUCAAAUUUUCCCGACUAUGGAGAUUAUCCACAAGCAUUUGUUAUGAGGACAUAUGGUACGUGGUGGGAUGAGGCACCAUCAGUGCAAGAGGACUUUAUGCCACAAAAUAAAAACACUAUUUCAAGUCAGGAUUAUGUAGAAGUAUCCUUUGAAAGAGCUGUUUAUCCACUAGAGGUCUCUGUUUUUGAAACUUAUAACCCUGGAGCCUUAGUAAGAGUUUGGGCUUUGGGUCCAGUGUCCUGGAUAUUAUUAUGGGAGGGUGAACCAGAGUAUGCUGGUGAUACACCAAGAAUAUUUAGUCCUCCUAUAAGAGAAAUAAACUAUCCUACAAGAAUACUUCGUUUGGAAUUCAACCACAAGCUACUACCAUAUUAUACAGAACUGGAUGCAAUUUUGCUGAGAGGAAAAGAACCACCCAGUGAAAUGAAAAUUAGGAAUAACUUUUCAUAUUCAAGCCUUUUCUAUAAAAGGACUCAGCCCGAAAAAGGUACAUUGUUAAAUAAAGUUAUGGCAUCAAAUCUCCAUGAGAAUGUUGUAACACCAGCAAUAAUUACAAAGACCGAACAAAUUCUUGACACUGGACCUGAGUUGGGUGAUUUUCAACGAUUGCCGGAUGAAACCAUACUGACUGUGAUGAAGUACCUUGAUAUGCAAUCUCUUUCUCGGUGCGCACAAGUCAACAGGCAUUUUCGAAGGCUGGCGUCUGACGCAAUACUUUACCGGAGUAUAGAUUUACGGCCGUAUUGGCACUGUGUUAGGUCACAGGUGUUGAUGUCAUUGUCAAAACGUUGCAAGUUUCUUCAAAAGCUUGACCUGUCAUGGUGCGGAAGUCACUGUAUGAUUCAACCACAUUUUGUUGUCGAUUUUCUGAAGGACAGUGGCGCGGAGUUAACUCACUUGCGGAUGAAUUGUUGCAAAUUCGUAGACAACUCCGUGUUAAGAGCAGUUGUUGAGACAUCGGCGAAUUUGCAAGAAUUAUGUCUUCGCUCUGUAGUUACCUGUUCCGAUUGGUCGAGUCUUGUGACGCUAACGAAGUUAAAAAGAUUAGACUUAUAUAGAACUCAUAUAAAUACAAGCGCGGCUGUGGCAAUAAUACGAGCGAACCCUGGAUUGCAGCAUCUUAAUGUUGGUUCGUGCAAAAUGAUAUCUGGUAUGGAUGAAGUUGCAAUCGCACUUGGAGCUAAUUGCCCGAAUCUUAUGUCAGUGGACUUUUGGAAGUCUUACUCUUUAACGGCUGUUGGGAUUCGGGCACUCGGUCAUUGCAAGCAUUUACAGGAACUGGAUGUUGGAUGGUGUCUCCAAGCUGGUGGUUCAGGUGAAUGGUUAGCGGCGCUAAAUGGCGGAGAACUUCGGAAACUGUUUCUUGGUGCUUUGCGUGGGGUUUGCGAUCGAGACCUAAGGACCUUAUUGCCGCGAGCCAAGAAACUAUCGCAGCUGGAUUUGUUAGGAGUGAGAGCUGUAACACCAGAUAUUUGUUCUGAUAUAUUAGCGGAAUGUCGGGAGCUGAAAUUGCUUGAUGUUAGUUUUUGUGAUCAAAUACACGAGGCACAGGUACUAGAAUGGCGUCGUCAAUAUCCAAACGUUAGUAUAAAACGAUCUUUCCAGUCCGCUAAUCUCACAGCGGCUCCGAACUCAUUAUUUUUAGCACCCAGUUUGGAGUAAAUAUAAACGAAGGAAAUAUCCAACGAAGUGUUAAACAACGAUAAGAUGGUCAAGUCAAAUAUAAAAUUAAUUAUUAAAAAUUAUUCUAGUGAUUUUGGAAGACUGAAUAGUCAAUUGAAUCUCUCAUAGAUAAGAUAUGCAUAUACUAGAUUUUCUUUAAGAUAAACGUCAAUUAACUUAAUAAUUGGAACCUCUAAUAAUUAGCAAGACCAGGUGUCCAUAUUCCAAUAUGUCACUUAUGACAUAACAUAUGUCAUUGUCAAAUAUUGUUAACUGUCAAAGAUGUAAAACAUACUGUAAUGUGAGCUUUAUGUUUCAAAGAUUACUUUUUAAUGUCACGAAAUUAAGACUGAUAAAUAACCGUAUUUUUAACUAAUUUGCGUCAAAAUUCAAAUAAAAAUGUAACUAUUUUAUUUGUGGGCUACAAAUGUAUAUAAUUACACCGUUUUAACUAAAGUACGCAUUUUGAUAGGAGACAAAAGAGUAAUUUAGUUAACCGUGCAAUUAGAUUGAUUUAUGUGAAACGGGAAUUUGGUAGCUAGGUUUUUUUAAUAACAAUUGGUAUUAUUACUGAACGUUUUUGUAAAUAUUAAAUAUAAAAUGAUCCGAAUAUGAAUCCGUAAAUUCUGGUUUUGUUUCCAUUUGCUACCAUUUAUAUCUGUUCUUUUGACAGCCUUAAAAACUCCAGCAGUACGAUCGGGAGUCCAUCUGCAAAAAGGAUUUUCUCAGAAUUCAUGUUUCAGAUCGUAUCUGCCGGACUAGACUUUAUUACUAACUUUUUAUUGGAUUUUAUGUACUUACUAGGAAAUAGGCUAAAAUUUUACACCGAGUCCCAGAUUGGAUGAAUAAAUGUGAACCAUGUAGGUUUAAUAUAACAAUCGUAAAAACUAAAAUAUGACCAAAUUUUUGAUCGUCUCUUAAGAUGCGUUAAAAAUAGCGCGUAUCGUAUGUAUCGAGGCAAUUAAUAAAAUUUCAUUAAGUUUAUUAUCGGUUAACGCCCGAACCCAAUAAUUUAUCCACAAUUGAAAACAAUCUGAGAUCAGAUUGUGAUAGUCGAUCGAU
This is a messenger RNA of Pieris rapae (cabbage white), 3105 nucleotides long. RefSeq names its product F-box/LRR-repeat protein 4 (gene Fbxl4). The record is from RefSeq and is a predicted model, not a curated record. Gene Ontology annotation, cellular component: SCF ubiquitin ligase complex. The transcript has 13 exons. Gene Ontology annotation, molecular function: protein binding. NCBI's taxonomy places the organism in Eukaryota, Metazoa, Arthropoda, Insecta, Lepidoptera, Pieridae. Gene Ontology annotation, biological process: SCF-dependent proteasomal ubiquitin-dependent protein catabolic process. Bases 202 to 2043 code for a protein of 613 amino acids.